Ambispora leptoticha is the source of this 2451-nucleotide messenger RNA. The record is from the annotation of a GenBank genome assembly. Lineage: Eukaryota; Fungi; Glomeromycota; Glomeromycetes; Archaeosporales; Ambisporaceae.
AUGAGUGUUGGUGAUUGUGAUUUAGAAAAGUUCUCGAGCGGUAAUAACAUGAAAGAUCUAACAGAAAAAAUGAGUUCCCCGAGCAAGAAAGAUGAAGCAGAAGAAAAUGGUUCUUUUAUGGAUAUUGGAGGGGAUGAUAAUAUAUCUGAAGAUUGGAAUCCAACACAGAAGGAAGGGAUUUUUAAACGAAUAUUAGCAUUUAUCGGGUCGAAAGGGUAUAAUAAUAUGAUCAAAGCAAGUCUUGCGUAUUGGCUUGCAUUCUUGUUGGUUUUUAUUCAUCCAUUCGAACAUCAUUUCCAGAGAACCACUGUAUUCAACAAUUUGAUUUUGACCUGCAUUGUUGCUCACCCAGGAAUAUCCGUUGGUGCUUUUUUCCAAGGGGGAAUUGAUUUCUUAAUUGGAGUUCUCUUUGGUGGGGCGUGGUAUGCGUUAUUGGAUGGGGGACUAGGAAGCUCGAAAGCUGCAAUGAUAGUGGUGUUGUCAAUCGUCUAUCUCGUAGGUAUUGUUGUUACUCAACCCCCGAAGUUGGCUUCAGAAACAGUUAUAACUAUCAAUUUAUUACUAUGGCCUGAUUCUGCUGAGAAUGAGUUACGUCGAAAAUUAAUUUGUGCACUCGACAAUAUAAACACAUUCAACAAUCUCAACAUUAAAUCCUACUUAUUAAGCAUAACGACGAGUGAAAAGCAACGUCGUAAUGAUCUCGCACGAUCCAUUCGUGCCGAUGUACAAACUUUAUCAACGUUACUUCAAACCGCUGACUCUGAAAUCAGUUAUUCGGAAUUCUCACUAAAAGAAUAUGCUAGUUUCGUAGCACAGAUCAAAAGGCUCCAGCAAUAUUUAUUAGCGGUAUUUGGAAAUUUAGUGACGCAUGAGGAAGCUAUGAAAGAAAAUGAUAAAUUUCAGGAGGAAUUUUUGGGCGUAUUACGGACUCCUUUGAAUUGUUUGAGCGCUGGUUGUGAUUUGGUGAUCAAUUCGCUGAAACAUAAACUUGAUCCAGAUAAAAAAGCUCAAGCAGUUGAUCUAGAAGACGGAAUCAAAGCAUUUGCAGAUAUUCGUAAUAAUCUUCCAAAUGAUUUAACAGUCGAAAGUAGUGAAGGACUUUUACAAACGACAUUGGCGAUAAUUCAAGAAGAACAAUUUAUUAUUCUAAGAAACUUGUUUACUCUAGAAUUAGAUUGUUAUCCCGCAGUUCAUUAUAGUGUUGAAGCAUUCAACGAAAUGAAAGAAUCGAAAAGAGUCGAUUUUUUGGUGGACUUUUUCAUGUUUGGAAUAAGAGAAUUUGUUGAAGAGUUAUUACAACUUCGUCAAUCAAUUAGCAAUAGCUCGGAGUCAAAGACAGGAAAGAGAGCUAAAUCUAUUCGGACUCAUUUUCAUUCUCCAUUAAGUAUUUUUGCAUUGAAAGGAGCUUUACUUUUAUGCGUCGGAUUAAUUCCUUUGUUGAUUGGAGGAGAAUCAAAAGCCUUCUUUUUACAAUGGAAUUUGCAAUCUAUUGCCAUUCCUUUAUUAGUAUCACUUAGUCCGAUACAAGGAGCUUCGUUCCUUGCUUUCAUGUAUGCUAUUUUUGGAACUCUUAUUGGAUCUGUGUGGGGUUAUGUAUCCUUAAUCACCUGGGGAACUUCGGACCCUUAUGGACUCUUGUUUUUCAUCGCUCUCUUCGCAUUGCCUGCAUGCUAUGUGGCCACAAAUACGCCUUAUGUAGUGGGAUCUUUGAUUGCCAGGAUAUCGUUAUCGAGUGUUAUUCUAGCGAUUUAUCUGAAUAGAAAUAACCCAACAUAUGAUAAACCUUUUAAAAGAGCAUACAAAAAUUUGGCUGUAACUGGAAUAGUCGUCGCGUCUGUCUUUUUCGUUCAGGUUUUUAUUUAUCCAAAUUAUGCUCGACGCGUACUUCGUCACCAAAUUUGUGAAGUACUCGAGAAUCUCCGACUUUAUUAUGAACAAGUUUCCCUAAUCAUCGUGACCCUCAUGGACAAAAAAACUAAAGAGGAAGAUGCAAAAGCAUUAAGUCAAGCAUGCUACAAACGAGAAGUAAAACUCCAAACCAAGAUACUCGGUCUACGCCCACUACUAUUAUUUGCUACGGCAGAACCACGAUUUUCGGGGCCACUUCAAACAAAAGUCUACGAACAAAUCUUGCACCAUAUUCAAGUGAUACUUGACCGCGUCUCUUGGGCACGCACAAGUAUCGGCACAAGACCAUUUUGCGAAAAAGUCAUCGACGACUUUUAUCUGCCAAUGAUGGAUGCGCGCAAAGAAGUCGUGCAAACGUUUCGCCUGUUGUUAUAUGUAUAUGCUAAUGCUAUGAAAUCAAAACUUCCAUUGCCGAAUGCGCUCCCGAGUUCAGAACAGGCACGGCAUAAUUGGACACAAAAAAUGUUAGAAGUGACAAAGAAAAUACAGCUAUCAGGGAGAUUGGUUGGGAGAGUGUUUGAAGGAAUUGUUUGGAUCAUCUGA